GGGCGGCGCGGUGCUGCAUCCCCAUUGCGGUGUAUAUUAUGUAUACGGAGGCGCUGCUGCCCGCCGUCCGUCACACACUCACAGGCGUCCGCGUGAGGCGAGCUGCUGGACCGCGGUGACCGCCCUCCUCCGACACAAGCUCUCUUCCGCCGCGGCCGCCAGCUUCACUUCAGGCUAUAAAGGCGUGAAAAGUUGAAUUACAUCAUGCUUCAGUUGAUGAACAAACGAAGAACAACAACUUGUGAACAUUUUGAAGGUGACCAUCAACAAUGUGUGACACUGUAGAAAACUAUUCGCCUCUCCCUGUGGAGAUCUGAGCUGCGGGACACUGAGGCAGCCGAGGAGCGUCUCUGAGGAAGAUGCUGCGUUCAGAGCGCAGUGUCGUUGAAGAAUGGCUCUCAGAAUACAAGUCUUUACCAGAAAACCACAUCUCCAGUUAUGCAGGCAGCCUUCAUUUGAAGAAGUUGUUGGUACCAGCACUGUACAGGGUCAUCCAGGAUCCCAGCAACGAGCUGUUGGAGCCUGUGUGCCACCAGCUGUUCGAGCUGUACCGCAGCACGGAGGUUCGCCUGCGACGAUUCACCCUGCAGUUUUUGCCUGAGCUUGUGUGGGUGUAUCUGCGAGUCACAGCCAGCAGGGAUCGGCAGAGCAACGGUUGCAUCGAGGCCCUCCUCCUGGGCAUUUACAACCUGGAGAUCGUGGACAAAGACGGCAACAGCAAGCUCCUCUCCUUCACCAUCCCCUCGUUAUCCAAGCCGUCCAUUUACCACGAGCCUUCUAGUCUGGGAUCCAUGGCACUGACAGAGGGGGCUCUGUGUCAACACGACCUGAUCCGAGUGGUGUACAGCGGCCUCCAUCCUCAGAGAGAGACCUUCACAGCUCAGAACAGGUUUGAGGUGCUGUGUUUCCUCAUGCUGUGCUACAACUCUGCCGUGGUCUACAUGCCGCUGUCCUCCUACCAGUCAGUCUGCAGAAUGAGCUCACGGUUGUGUGUAUGUGGAUUCCCACGGCAGCAGCAGAAGCUGUGGGUGGAACCUUGCAACCGUGUCCUCCUGGACCCGGAGUUCAUGGUGCAGAUGCUGACUGCUGUUUAUCAUGCCAUAUACAACGGCGAGUGGGAGAUGGGGCGGGAGGCGCUGGAGGACCUUCUGUACAGAGCCAAGCUGGAGCUUUACUCGCAGCCUCUCCUGCUGGGCAACGCCAUGAAGAACUCUCUGCCCGAGAGCGCUCCCAACGAGCCGCGGGGCCGCAAGGUGCUGCAGGUGGAGGUGACACCCACAAUUAGCCGCAUCUCCAUCUCGGCCAUCACCACCGCCUCCAUCCGCCGCCACCGCUGGAAGAGAGAAGAUUGUUUUGACUACUCGAAUGAUGCCGAGUCGAGCCUCGCCGUCACGCGUCCUAACCACCACCACUCAACAGCCAAAGAGCAGAGAGAAGGGGGGCCUUGCAACCAUCACCACCACCAACACAGCAGCAGCAGCAGCAUCAUUCCCCCCAUCACACUUGAGGAUGCCGAUGGUAUGAGCGGCGGCGAGGAUUCCUUCAACGUGAAUGACCCAGACGAGGGAUUCUCCUCCGGGGCGUCCAACAGCAGCCAGCCCAGCGGCACCAGAGCAGGCGGCGUUGGCGGCGGCGUCGUCGGCCCGAAGGCCAGCAACAGCAUCAAGAAAGCCAUCACGGCCCGACUGUCCCGGGACAGAGAGCGAGACCGACCCGAGCCACUGAAGCAGGCCGACUUGUCAGCCGAAGCGAACAGGCAGAGGAAGCUGUCUCCCCCGGCCAGCAUCGAACUGGACGCCAUCCAGCUGAGUCCCAUCAAGAAACACCUGAGCUUCCCCACGGGACCCCCGCUGGUACGGACCGGCAGCACCUCCUCCAGCAAGUCUUUCGACUGCAUGAACUUCAGUGUGAACGGGGGCAGAGAGGACCAGGAGGGAGGCGCCGGAGGCUCGGACCAGGAGGGGGGGCGCCAAGCCGGCGGCUCCCACCGCCACUCCACCAUCAGCCUGCAGGAGGGCCACCUGCUAAGGCCGGAGGAGGACCAGCUGUCCCCCCUCACCAAGCAGUCCCGCUCUCCCAGUUUCAACAUGCAGAUCAUAUCACAGGUUUAACAAACACAUACACACACACACACACAUACUGGUUAUCAUUCAGAAUGGGGACCAAGUUUUUGAUCAUGACUUGUGGGGACCUCCUUUUCUACAGGUUGUGGAGGCAUAACAAAAAAUGAGAUAAAAUGGCCACCGCCCAGUUAGAUUAUACACUUUUUUAAAUCUCUGGAUUGAUGAAGUAACGUGCUGUUCGUACUUACUGGGGACCCUGGGAGAAAAAAACGUUUAUAUGGUUCAUGGGGACCAAAUUUGAAUAAUUUUGCAUAAUUCACACAAAUGUGUACGUUACUACUCAGGACCAUUUAAAAGAGAAGAAAAAGUUCAGUCUAAAUAUGACAUGAUCCUCAGAAUACAGCACUACAGUUGUCCUCUUAGAGGAAGUUUCACUACUUAAAUGUUACAGGAAAUGAGAUGUUCUUAUUUAAACGGGGAUAGCAGGUCCAUUCUAUGUGUCAUACUUAAACAUUUCGCGAUAUUGCCAUAUUUUUGCUGAAAGGAUUUAGUAGAGAACAUCCACGAUAAAGUUCGCAACUUUUGGUCGCUAAUAAAAAAGCCUUGCAUUUACCGGAAGUAGCGGACGAUGUGCGCAUGACAUCACGGGUUGUAGGGCUCCUCACAUCUGAACAUUGUUUACAAUCACAGCCAGCAGUAGCUAGAGCUAUUCGGACCUAGAAAGCGACAAUUUCCCCAUUAGGACCUAGAAAGCGACAAUUUCCCCAUGAAUUUGAGCGAGGAUGAAAGAUUCGUGGACGAGGACAUUUACUGUAGAGUGAAAUACAGGAAAAAAAAGAACAGGCGACGGCUCCAGGCGGCGGCAGGCGGUGUUUCAGAUGUAAUUAGACACAUUUACUAGGAUAAUUCUGGACAGAUGUAAUUAGACACAUUUACUAGGAUAAUUCUGGAAGAUCCCUUAUCUGCUUAUUGUUUUAAAAGUGUUUUAUUGAGAUUGUAAACUCAUACCUGAAAGUCGGAUGGCUGCGGUGAUCGCCAGUGUGUCUCAGAGAAGCCAUGGAAGAGCCAAGAUCCCAGCUGCCUUUUUGACAGCUGCAGGAGGAAGUUGCGUAAUCCACUGACGUCUCCGGUAAGAGCCGACUUAAUAUCACAAUUUUCUCAUCCAAAAACUUGCUGUUUGACAUAGAGAAACAUGUUCUCUUGACCGCUCUGUGUUAAAGCUUCACAACAAACAAAGAAACACCGGCUGUGUUUCGGUGCUAAAGGCAGCUGCAAUCCACCGCUUUCCACCAACAGCAUUCUUCUUUGUAGUCUCCAUUAUUUAUUGAACAAAUUGCAAAAGAUUCAGCAACACAGAUGUCUAAAAUUACUGUUUAAUUAUGUGAUGAAAAGAGACUACUUUUAGCCGUGUGAGGUGCUGGGCUAAUAUGUCCGCUACAACCCGAGAUGUCACAAACACGCGUCAUCAUUCCGCGGCGUUUUCAACAAGAAACUCAGCGGGAAACUUAAAAUUGUAAUUUAGUAAACUAAAAAGGCCGUAUUAGCAUGUGUUGCAAUGUUAAUAUUUCAUCAUUGAUAUAUAAACUAUCAGACUGCGUGGUCGCUAGUAGUGGCUUUCAGUAGGCCUUUAAAGCAAAUCCUGCAUCUUCUGUGACAUUACUGAAAUCUGCUAUUUAGCAGACAUGAAGUUGUCUGCAUCUCCAACUACCAUAUAUAGAAUGGAUCUGACUAUCAUUUAAAAAGCUUUCCCUGUAGGAGACCUGUUUUUUUUUUGGGUCCCCAUACCGUCGGAAGUCCCCUAAAGGUGACUGUGUAAACAGAGCGAUGUCCCCAUUAAGUAAGCAUUGCCAGAAAACACACACACACAUACACACACACACACACACACACACACACACACACACACACACACACACACACACACACACUUACUUUUUUCCAAGUGCAUUCUGUGUGUCUUUGAACACCCGUUCAAUUAAGUAUCUUUGUUCUGCUGUUGCUAAAAAGCAAUCAAACAUGGCUGAUGUAAGUACAAUCCCAUCACAUCCCAACUGAACAUUCCCAAAACAGGAUCCUCGUUGCGGGAUGCUAGACUUAGCAGCUGUCACGUUUCCAUAACAUUUCAACACUGUUUGAUUAUUAUUAUUAUUUUUUUUUUGACUGAAUCAGUCGACUCAGCAAUAACACUCAACACAUAGAUGUGUUUUUUUGGUUUUGUUUUUUGCGCUCGUCAUUCCCUCCCUUUCAUUCCCGGGCUCACGUGCAAUCGCUCUUGCUUGAUUAUCUUCCUUCUUAACGGGUGUUUUUGGAAAAAAAGAAAAAAAAAAAUCAGGAUUAAAUAUUGUAUGAGGAUAUUAAUUUAUUAAUUUGUGACAAUCCAAAGAAAGAAGGUAGCAUUUUUGUUGUUGUUGUCUUAAACACAUCAAGAGAUUGCACACUUGUUUGUUUCUUGUUUAGUAUAAAUCCCAUUUUGAAUCUGUAACAUGCUGUCAAACCAAACUGGAACUCUUAUUUACUGGACCUGAGGAAAUCGCUACUGAGGAUAUUUAAAUGUAAAAAAAUAUAUAUAUAUAUAUUAAAAUAUAUCUGUGUAAAGCAUUGUUAGGUCUUUGCAGGGUGAAACUAUUGAAUGGGGCAGUCUUGUGGUCUCCUGAGACUUGUGUAAAAAGAGAGUAUGGCCAACCUGGUUUCAGACAACCUCCUCAAUGAUUGGUGAAAAAUA
Molecule: messenger RNA, 4785 nt
Organism: Nerophis ophidion (straightnose pipefish)
Lineage: Eukaryota; Metazoa; Chordata; Actinopteri; Syngnathiformes; Syngnathidae
Product: hyccin 2-like
Exons: 14
Coding region: 360-2111 (583 amino acids)
Biological process (GO): phosphatidylinositol phosphate biosynthetic process; protein localization to plasma membrane
Cellular component (GO): plasma membrane
Source: RefSeq, a predicted model, not a curated record